This is a messenger RNA of Rotaria sp. Silwood2, 253 nucleotides long. The record is from the annotation of a GenBank genome assembly. NCBI's taxonomy places the organism in Eukaryota, Metazoa, Rotifera, Eurotatoria, Philodinida, Philodinidae.
AAAGUGAGUCAUUAUGAUAUACUUGAAAGCAUUAUAUUUUCACGCGUUCCAUCUCAUGCUUUCAGUUAGUGAUUGCCGUGAAGCAUCUCAAGGUGGAGAUUCAGCGGAUAGUCAAGCAGAUCAAAGAGCAAAUAAAUUUGGACGAGAUGGAGUUACACAUAAAACAACUAUUGAAGAAAUAAAUGAUGCUAUUGAGAGAACAUUUUCGGUUCCUUGUCGUCAUAUUGAUUUGUGCUUGGAUUUAUCAAAAUGA